AUGUAUGUGUCUCCCAAGAAGGUACUGGGUAGCACCACCAGCACAAAAGAGCUGAGUGGUCGAUCGACAGGAAACCUGGACGUGACGAAAGAAGACCACAUCGAGAGUACGGACGGCAACAGCCGAAUUGCCGCCGGACAGGCCGCGCACCCAUAUGGGAACGCAAGCCACCGGCCACCGGACCCACCACCCACUCUUUGCACCGAGCAUCUUCAACCUGCCGAAUCUAUCCCGUUAGACCUUCAUACCAUCAUUACUGUCUUUUGGGCUGCCAAACAGCAGCUCUUCGCCCACUACGACGUCGCCUACACCACCAGCAGGUUCGGAGACCGGGGUGGAUCCCGCGUCAUCCUCCUCGGCGCCCAAGAUGCCCCCCAAGUCUCGAUCAAGUGCGUGGAAGACGAAAAGGAUCCCAACAGCGCUUGCAUAGGCUGCCGCAACCUGGUCAUUGAUUGCACCUACGAUUACGUCAAGAAGAAGCCAGGGAGGAAGAACUCGUUUGCUUUGGCCAUCAAGAACGCCCAAGGACAGCCUGGACAAGAGCAGCACGCGACUUCGAGUGGUCCCAUCCGCCCUGCACCGAUGCGCAAAUCGUACGCUCCGUACGGCGACGGCAACUCGCAUUCGCAGCCGCACUCCCAGUCGUCUCAGUCACGACCUCCUGUUCCCUCACGCUUCGCCGCUCCACUCUCCUCUGCUCCCAUACCAUCAGUGGCUUUGCACACGCCAUCCGUGGACGGCCCCGGCGAGGCGUUCGAGUCACACCCCACCAACUCGACCAUGCACCAUACGAGCACGCCCCGCAGCCCGUUUUCAUCGUUUGCACUCACACCUGGAGCGUUACGCUCAAACCACGACAAUGGCGGGCUCAGCUGGCUGGACUCGAUUUCUAUGCUGGACGGCGGAGCUUCCAUUUUUGGCACGGGACUUGAUUUUGGUUUUGACAACAUGGGUGCCCACGGCUCGACUCAGUUCCCUUCCGAACAAGCGCAACUUCUUUCCCUCGAAUCACCAGAGACCAUGAUUGCCUCAGGCUCAAGUGGCCCCGGAACACUUGCCAACCUCCUCCCAUCUCACAGGCGCGAGCCUCAACUCGAGGACGUUACCUCUUGGGCGAACAUUUCGCACUACAUUUCACUUUACCUCCAGUACCUGUACCCUAUCCUCCCGCUCGUGCACCGCCCUACGUUCGCAGAGAACCUCGCCACGAGGUUAGACCUGCGUGACACCGACUUCCGCGCACUGCUACUCAGCAUAGUCGCGUUUACCAUCUCGCAAAUGCCGACAUCACGCCUCACGACGGAGCAGUUUGAUGUCGAGGGGCUGAAGCGCUUGCAGCGUAGAUGCCAUCGCAUGAGCCAGCUGCUCCAGCACACCUACCACGGUCAGGUGACGCUGACGCAGAUCUGCAUCAUCAUCUUUGACAACUUCUACCUCUUAUCCAUCGGACUGGCCCAUACCGCAGCCGCGCGUCUCGGCCAGGCAGUCCAGCUUGCGUUCACGCUCGGCCUCCACAGCGAUGCAAAGACACAAGCGCUCGGUCUCGACGCUGUCGAGGUGCAGCUGCGGCGACGAGUGUUUUGGCAGCUCUACGCCAGCGACAAAACUCGCGCUAUUCCGGGCAACCCCAUGCUUGUGAACGACUUUCAGGGUGUCUGCUCAUAUCCCGAAGCGAUCGACGACGACUUUAUCACGUCACAAGGCUUCUUCCCGCAACCCCCGUCACGGACCUCUCUGCUUGCUGGGUUUGUCGCCGUGUCCAAACUGUUCCGCGUCCUCUCCGAGUCCUUCUUCCACCACCGCUGCAUUCUGUCCGAAUUACAAACCAUUACUGCAGAGUGGACUGUUGCGGCGGAAGAGAGGGUGCACGGAAUUCUGCGCGACCUCCCGGCCGCGAUCCAGGACCCAACAACAGUGGCCCAAGAGGCCAACCGACAGGUGUUUGCAACGCAACGAGCAAACAUCUUGAUCACGGUCGCUAUCGUCAAAUUUUCAUUGUAUGAUCUCCGCGGAGUUCUCAACAUCGACGAUGAGCAGCUCACCAGGGAACGCGAGGCCAUCGCCCGAGAGAUCCACAACCUCCUUAUGAGCAUUCCUGUGGAGGACGUUGCCUCAAACGGCGAGUCGGUACGCGGCAAGGUCUUCCACAUUGCUUGCGCUCUGUGUGGUCAGGCUUCUACACCCGGUACCGACACGGACCUCGUCCGCGAUUGGUGA
Molecule: messenger RNA, 2217 nt
Organism: Apiotrichum porosum
Lineage: Eukaryota; Fungi; Basidiomycota; Tremellomycetes; Trichosporonales; Trichosporonaceae
Exons: 6
Coding region: 1-2217 (738 amino acids)
Biological process (GO): DNA-templated transcription
Molecular function (GO): DNA binding; zinc ion binding
Source: RefSeq, a predicted model, not a curated record